AAUCACGUGGAGCUGAUGUGCAAAACACUGCAGGUGGAACACAAGCUGUUCUACUUCGAUCUGAAGGAGAAUCCCAGAGGUCGAUAUCUGAAGAUUUCAGAGAAGACAUCGGCUACAAGGUCAACGAUCAUUGUUCCUUUCUCUGGGAUUCCAUGGUUCUUAGAUCUCUUCAAUUACUAUAUCAAUUCUGAUGACCCGGAGGUUUUUAGCAAGGAAUUGCAGCUGGACACAAAGGUGUUUUACUUUGACAUUGGCGAGAAUAGGAGGGGUCGUUUCUUGAAGGUAUCUGAAGCUUCGGUUAGUAGAAACCGCAGCACCAUUAUCGUUCCUGCCGGAAGCACCCGGGAUGAGGGAUGGUCUGCAUUUCGAAACAUUUUGGCAGAGAUCAAUGAAGCAUCCAGACUUUUCAUACUGCCCAAUCAGGAAAAUUCUGAACAUUCAGAACGUCUUGUCGGACUUUCAGAUGAUGUAGGAGCAGGCUUCAUAUCAGGUCAUAGUAGUCAACCUGGUCCAACCUCUGACUUGAAUGUAGAUAGACAAGUAGACUUGUCAGCUCAAGAUGAAUUGGGGAAUCUGGGUGUUUCAAAAGUUAUCCGAGCUGAUCAAAAGAGAUUCUUUUUUGAUCUCGGAAGUAACAACCGGGGUCAUUUCUUGAGGAUUUCUGAGGUUGCAGGGGCAGAUCGAUCUUCAAUCAUUCUCCCAUUGUCGGGUCUUAAGCAGUUCUAUGAAAUAGUAGGACAUUUCGUGGAGAUCACCAAAGACAGGAUUGAAGGAAUGACAGGUGUGAAUGUUCGAACUGUGGAUCCGCCUCAGAGAUGAACUAUAUGGUUCCGCCCCAGGGGUCUGUGGUUAUUCCUUUUAGUGUUUGUGUAGAUCUACACGCACGCUUGUGUUCGAGUAGGGUUCAAAUUGUGCACCGUGUGGUUUGAUAUUUUCCUGUCUUGAUUUUCUAGUUCAAGUCUGAAUAAUCCAUCCUGCUAGAGAUUAGCAGAGGCUAUGGAAAAUGCUUGAGAAGCUUAAUUAUUCUUCUUCCAUGAAUAACAAAAGAGAGAGAGAGAGAGAGGGGAAAGAGAUAUGCUUGUAAUUGUUCACUUUAUAAUAAUGGUGAGUUCAGUGUGUUUUGUUCAUUUCA
This is a messenger RNA of Benincasa hispida (wax gourd), 1132 nucleotides long. Its product is annotated as purin-rich alpha 1. Gene Ontology annotation, biological process: regulation of transcription by RNA polymerase II. Gene Ontology annotation, cellular component: nucleus. Gene Ontology annotation, molecular function: DNA-binding transcription factor activity, RNA polymerase II-specific; RNA polymerase II transcription regulatory region sequence-specific DNA binding; purine-rich negative regulatory element binding. The record is from RefSeq and is a predicted model, not a curated record. NCBI's taxonomy places the organism in Eukaryota, Viridiplantae, Streptophyta, Magnoliopsida, Cucurbitales, Cucurbitaceae.